Molecule: messenger RNA, 17851 nt
Organism: Lymnaea stagnalis (great pond snail)
Lineage: Eukaryota; Metazoa; Mollusca; Gastropoda; Lymnaeidae
Source: the annotation of a GenBank genome assembly
UGAAAUGACGUCAUGAUUGUUUUUAUCUAUACUGUGGACAGUCAACAUAUCUUGAAGUGUAAACAUCGAUCGAAAGUUCUAAGGUACAAUUUUCACAUUUAUUGGAGUUAAUUUGCUCUUAAACAUUAAUCAUGACCAGACACCCUAAAUGGUUGUAAAAGGCUACCACCUAGUACCAACCAGUGCAGUGUUUGAUGGUAACACAAACAAUCACCGGCAGUGGCAACAUUCUUCACCACUACUCAACUCACUUUCUUGGUUGGAGGUGUUGAUGAUCAUCCAUUAUCAUAUAUCUAUGUUCAGGCCAGUGCGGCAACAAUCAACAAUGCUAUAAAUAAUACUACUACUACUUGGCCUAGUUAGUAGUUGUAGUAAAAUAAUAAUAGACAGUAGUUAACAGUAACUUUUAAUAAUAUUAAUAUUAAUAUCUCAAUCUGCUGGAACUCUCUGUUACUCUUCCAAAAUCACAUCAUUUCAUGUUCAUGGCAAGCAAGGCCUUGCCUUAGCAAGUUCAUGAUUUUUUGUUGUUAUGACUAAUCAUUUAUUGAGAUGUGGGCAAAAUAGGUGGUAGACAUUCCUUAAAAGAUUUAUUAUAGUGUAAUAUGGUAUACAUGACAUAAUUAAUAAUAAUAAUAAUAACGCAUGAGGCAUGCGACGCAUGCCUUGCCAUUUAUCAGUUUUGGCAGAUUGCAUUUCUGUUUCACUGUUUGCUAAACACAGAAGAGUUCUCCCCUGUGUGAUCAAUGUGGACAAUAUCAAUAUUGUCUUAAAAUCGAUACCCCAUGUUUAAAAUUUAAUUAAUUAGUAUUAAUAUGCAAUUCAUCUUGUUUGAUUUAAAUUUAGUUGGAAAUAGAAGAGAAUGGAAGAAGAUGGGGUAAAUGUUGGGUCGGAGUGCCACUCAUUUCCCAUAGCUGCCAUCUUGGUUACCAUGACACCCCUGGGACAUGGCAACCAAGUUGGUGGCCAUCCAUGAAAAAGAUUUUUAAAAUGCCAACAUGGGGGGGGGGGGGGGGAAAGGUGUUGGGGGGGGGGGGGGGGGAGAAUGUGUUUUUUUUUUCUACUUACCGAGAAAAAAGAAAAUAUGAACAAAAUGUUAAAAUUUAAUGAAAUAAUUUCAGCCAGUACAUUAAUUUCGUGGCGAACCAAGCACCUUUAUUGUAUCCCACUAGAUAUGCGGCAAGAAGUGUCAAAGACCUUUCCAGUCGUAAUUUCAGCCAGUACAUUAAUUUUGUGGCCAACAUAGCAACUUUAUUGUAUCCCUCUAGAUAUGUGACAGGAAAUGUCAACGAUCUGUGGUUGCUCCCUUCUAUCCAUCCCUGUGGCGCUAUAACCCAUGUAGGCCUUUGGCCUGCCUCACCACAUCCUUCUACUCAGACCUGAUAAUUUUUUUUUCUAUGCUAAAAGUGUGGUUUCUAAUUUUAAUUACUACUAAGUCAAAUACAUUCCUUUCCAAAGGUGUCCUCAAAAGAAAAUAAGUAAUACUUACACAACACAUUAUCCAAAGAAUUCUACAACAUAUUAUAUAUUCCACUGUUGUAUGACAGUUAUUGGUACAUCAGCUCAAAAGACUCUAAUCAAUAUCAAACUUUUGCUUGAGCUCAAUGAACCAAAAAUGAGGAUAAAUUAUGUAUGUAGGGCAUUGAGGUCUGCACUAAAACGUUCAUAACUUUCAAUGAGCUUUAUUCAACGGUAUUUAAUUUAUAAUUUUGGAAAUAAUAAGGAAAUUUCACCAAAGUAACUAGUAUCAUAUUUUCAAGCAAAAUAUUAUAUUUUUAACUAUUUAUUGGCCUUUCAAAGUACAUAUUUUACACUGUUUUAUUAUUUUAUUGAGGUAUGACUAUUACAUGAGGCUCUUUCCAAACCAUGAUAAAUUUACAGAUAAAGAACUGUUUGUUAAAGUAAAGAAACUCGUAUGAUUGUUGACCCAUGGUGGUUUCCCCCUGCCUUGGCAAUAAUAAUAUUGUCUACCACCUAGCCAUUACAUCAAGACAUAAAUAAAUAUAAAUUUCACAUUUAGAAAUAUAGCAUUUAAUCUUUUGAUUUACUAGUACUAAAUUGUAACUUUGAAUUUCAAGCAAAAAUAAAUAAGAAUCACAAUUUUUAUUUUCGUAUGUAUAUUUUUAUAGAUAGCAAUAGAAACGAUAAAAUCUUUUCUUAAUAUUUAGUGAGGCUUGUGGCAUUAUAAUCUAUUUUUUCCCUCUUAAAUCUCUUCAGGUUUAGCAAUGGGUGAUAUUGUUAAAAAUGGCUACAUAAAAAGAUACAGCAGUAAGUAGAUAUGAUAUAUCUGCAUUUAAUUUUAGGGAUGUUUCUUAAUAAAUAGAUAUUAUUUAAUAUAUAUUAAUAGUUAAUAAAUAGAUUUUAUUUAAUAGAUAUUAAUAAAUAGAUAUUAAUAAAUCAAGUUGGUUUUAAUUAUUUUACAAACCAUGUGAAAUAACUCACUGAAGUUGUGUUACAUAGAGAAUGUUUACAAUAUACUGAGCAUUGGGUAAGCCAUAUUCAAACUGAGCAUUUGGUGCAGGAGCAUGACUCAGGCACAAAUUUAAGAUAAAAAUCCUCAAGAUACUUGUGUUUGGAUAGAUAUCCCAUGUAGAUGUUUACAUUGUUGAAUAAGUUAAAAUUUGGGUGCAGAACUUUAGUGGAUAUGUGGUUGUUACAUUUAUAAUAAAACACCAUAAAGAGAAAAUAUUGUAUGAGCACAAUUUUUAAAAAAGUGUCCACUAUGUUAACUAUGUUCCACUAUGUUCAAUAUGGUAGUCUCUAUUUAUUUGGUAUUGUAGUCCUCAUACUUUAUCACUUAAGCUUUUUUACAAAAUCUUACUUUACAGCAAAGAUGAUAUUCUCCUGUGUUUUUCAGCUAUACAAAUUUAUAACACUUUUUUUAUUUAUUGAAUGUUUGUCAUAUUUAAACAAUUUCAACUUUAUUGUCAAGUCAUAUUAAAAUGAUCUAAUUUUUUUUUUCAAGUCAUAUAAAAAUAUCUAUUUUAGUUUAAAAUCUAUAUUUAAUAAAAACUAUUUUAAUUUUAAAUUAUGAUUUAAGAAAUAAAUUGUUCUGCGUAUUUUAGAGAUAGGUAUAUUUAUUUUAUUAUUACAAUGGAUUAAUUUUAUUAGUAACAGUGACAAACCAAUCCCGUCAGCCCAUAAACAGUUGGCUGAAAUGCAUGUGCCCUUAUACGUUGGUCACGGAUUCGAACAAUUUUAAUUAGCAGCCAAGCAUAAGCAAGGAUUUGUGUCAGAACUUUUUAAAUUUCCUGAUUUAUUUUGCCAUUAUUUGUACCCAGUGACCAGUAAUAUGUCCCUUAACCAUGCAACUUUGCUAAUCUAUUUCAAACACAUGGACAUGCAAAGAGAUUAUGAGAUUGUUAUAAAAUAAUCAUUUUAUUAACUUUUUCAGAGAGUAUUUUGAGUGGUGGUUGGCAUAAAUCAUUUUUGGAGCUCCACAGAGACUCAACUUUAAAUGUUUAUAAAAAACAGGGCGACUCAAAGUGUCAGGGCUCCAUCUUUAUGAAGGUAUUAAUUCUAUUCUUUUUGUUGUAGCACGACAGGUUCUAAAAUAUAAAGCAGUUUUUAAGUUAACAGCAACCCAUUGAUAAACAAUACAAAAUUCAUGUUUGUUGCAGAAUGUUGAAACACUCACUAGAAGUGAAGUUCUUCAUAAAUUUAUAAGAUGACCAUCCAUUACUUUUUUCUAACUUCGUGCCAUUAUUAUUAUUAUUUGCAAUUUCAACCUGAAAAUGUUACUUCCUGUAGAUUUAAAUUGAAAAAAUUAUAUUUGAAUGCAAAUAUUUUCUUAAAUUAAAUCUUUUGUAAGCAUAAUAUGAGUUUGUCUGUAGAAGAUAAUAAUAAUAAUAAAGGAGAAAAAAAAAUUACAAAGCAAAAAAAACAAAAACAAACCAAAAUUGUUUUUUCCCCCCAGUCUAGCUCAUCGGCUUUUUUAUUGUAAUGUUUUAUAACUUUCACCCUGCUAGGAGCUAUUACUAUGAAACUAUAUUAAUUAAAAGAGGGAAAGAAACAGCCAUGUUUAAAAGAUACCUAAGAGUCAUUAAAAUAAAAAUUUUAUUUAAAAAAAACAGAUUUGAUUGUAAAUAUAUUCUUUAACUAGGAUGUCUGCAAAUACUUUGCCUAUGGUGAAUUUACAGCCGGCAUGCCAGACAGACCAGAUCUCCCACCAGGGGCUUCAUAUGAGUGGCUCUUGGGCAUCCCGCAGAAACCAAGCAGCAAAGCAAAGAUACAUUGGUUUCUCUUCUCCAGUGCAAAUGAACUGAAGUAGGUAACUUAUAAAAGAUCUCCAGAUUAAAAAACAAAAGCUGUCAUGUCUUCAGUGAGACUAAUAAUAAUUUUUGAAAAUUAUAAAAAAAAAACAAAACAUUUUAAGGUUUUCUUUGACUAUUAAAAAAAUGAGCUAUGUCUCAUAAUUUCAGGGCUCUGAUGGAAUUGAACUAUCUUUGAGGGCCAUGAAACAUUAGAUAGUCUUAAAUGUCUGUAUAUCAAAAAUUUGCGAAUAUACUUCACUACGGGGAUGGGGGCCCUUUUUUGAUUGAUUUUACAAAAUGGGUCUAUUUGUGUGCAUAUUGUCUCCAUUUAAAUUGACUAAGUGAUAGACCAUAAAAGGAAACAACUAACUACGGUAGGAUUUUUACUUAUAUUCCUCAGGUCCUGGUUCUUAAUUUAACAGGCAAACUAAAAUCGGAAAUCAAUACCAAGUUUUUGUUUUUACCAUUUAAAGAUCUUCUGCUACUGCGCUUAAAAACUUAUAUAUAAAUAUUUGUGUUGGGUGCACAUCAUUCACAAAAAUAAAAUCCUGCGUGUUCAAAUGCUGUGCAUAAAGCAACAACUUGAAUUUAGAAUGACUAUGAACAUCAGUGACGUCAUGUGUCUUAAGAAUUUUCUCCUAAUGGAUUUUCCUGUCUAGCCAUGCAUGAUUCUUCUGACUCCCUUUUGCAAUCUAACCCCUGAGAAAACCUCCUGGUGGGUAACCCUGGGUGAUUUUUUAGAAUGUUAACUUUUUUCUAGGUAUCAUUACAGUAUGGCAAUCCUAAUAACACUAUAUCUCCACACAUAUCGCCAAAGCAAAAAAUUGUUUAUACUGGGAGGUCUUGUUCACUCCACAUAUAUGCAAGCCAAAGCAAAACAUUGUUUAUACUGGGAGAUCUUGUUCACCCCACAUAUAUGCAAACCAAAGCAAAAUAUUAUUUAUACUGAGAGAUCUUGGAGCAAUACAUGGCAAAAUUCUAAAAUGCCAAUAUCUUGAAAAAGUUACGUUACAAUCAAAUUUUAACAUAUUUUUCAUUUUUUAAAUUAAUAUCAUAAUUUGUUAUUAAGAUAUUUUACAUGCAUAAAAUAUUCUGUAAAAGCAGGACACAAAUAUUACUAAAUUUUUUGUGUGAAUUGUUUUAAUGAAUUGUCUACAUUGUGUAGGGACAAUGUAAAGAUUGAAAAAAAAACAACAUUCACAUUCACCAUGCUAUAGCCCUAUAAGUCUACCAAGUAAGAUGCAGUUUUUUGUCAUUUAUUAUUAUUUUUUCAGUCUUUGGCAUGCCAUUGAAAAUCACCAUGCGUGCAAAUAGGUUUCCGACCCCUAUUUUUAGAUACAAAUUCACUAAAACUUUUCUAUGAUUUUACAUUGCAGUGAAUGGAUGAAAGCCAUUUGUAGCGUUGUGAGUAUUCAUAAGCUAUAGUUUAUUUGCAUUUGUCUUAGCACUUAAAAAUCUUUUUAUAGGAUUUAUUACAAAAGACCAGCGUUUCCCAAACUUUGUUUGUCCCAUGCCCCACCCGAGCACCUAAAAAGUUUUAAUGUCCCCCUUUUGAAAUGUUAAUACAUUGCCCUCUGCAGAAAAAGCACUAAAUAUCGCCCCCCACACUCAUAAUCUUCAAAUAGCCCACCUUGUGGGGUAUAGACCCCAAAUUGGGAAACACUGCAUAAGGCACUCAAAUUUAAAUUGAGAAAUAAAACUAAAACUAGAAAUAAUUUUGUAAAAACCACUGCCAAUAUGAGUUCCUUCAAAAUUCUACUUUGAAUUAUUAUCUUUCCAUUUAAAUGUGUUAAUGUAAUAUUUUUUUCUUUGUUUUCAGCUGCCACCACCGCCACAAAAAGAUCCUAACAUUCAACAUCAGCCUCAGCUCCAGGCUCAUCAUCAACCUCAGGUUUCUAGUUCAGUCCAACCUCCUGUCAGCGGUCCACCACUUGGAUUUGAAAAUCUGACAUGUAUGUUUUUGUUGCCUUGUAACAGUAAUGGUGUUUCUUUAGUACAGUUCUUCCUGCUUGGAUCAGAUUUGUUUAUAUAAUUUAAGGUAGCGCUCCUUACUUGGGUCAGGCUCUUGAAACCUCCAGUGCUGUGUUUUGCUGGUAAACUAGGAAAGCCUAACUGCAAAAUCAAUAGAAAGCUAAUUUUAGGGUUUUCUGUACCUCCAGAAAUAAUUUCCAUAAGAAUUAAUAGCCUCAAAUUGUGAACGGGAACCAAUCAAAGAAGGGAAAAUGAGUCAGUAAAAAUUAUUUCUUAGUUAGGUCUGUAAUAUCAAAUUUUUAGAUAUAAAAAACUUUAUCAUACUUUAUGCAAGUUCCUGUAGAUUGUUCCGCUUGUUCAUACUUAGAAAAGUUUUUAAAAAUAAAGAUUUUUGUGAAUGUAAAAUUGUGUCUGGUCUUUGUCUGAGAGCAGAACAUUAGAGUCUAUGUCUUUAUGGCUCUCAAAAUUUUAAAGACAUUUCCAACUAACAGUAGGUGCUGCUCCUCCUUACCCUCAAGCACCAGGGACCUUUCCAACACCUCAAGGCCCUGUUUACCCUCAACAACCAUACUUUCCACCAGCAGCUCAAGGAGCCCACGGGCCGCCUCCACCACAAGGUAAUAAUAAUAUUAAAGUUUUAAUGCCCAAGGCCAAAUUUUUUGUUUUGGGAUGCCCUAGGGGAAUGAAACUAUUUUUUGUGUGUGUUUGAAUGGAGAUUUAACAUACUCUUAAAGCCUUCAUCAGACUGGCCAAAGUAUGGCUUGGAGAUGUCUUCUAAAAUAAUAUAUGUAAAUCUUGUAAUUUACAAAAAAAAUGAAUUCAUAUAACUUUUGUCAGAAAUGUACUUUUUUGAUGUUGUGCCAGCCAAUUGUCAUGUAACCAAUGACAGUCUUGGUCCUGAAAAAAAAAAAAUCAUUAGUUGCUAUCAAGUCUGUUUAAAUGUUUCUAGAGUUUAUUAUCUUUUUAAAAAAAAUUGUUUUCCAUGAAAACUAUGGAAACAUUUCACUAGUGCUAACCAUAAUGGAAUAUUAGACAUUGCGGUUACUGGUAUGUUGUAUGCCAGUAAUACACCUUAUAUACUUCAUAUGCAAAACAAAUUAAUUAAAAAAUAUGGUACAUUUACUUAAACCAAAUUCACAAUUUUACAUAGCCACAAUGUCUUUUUCCUGGUUGUUUUUUAUAUUGUACUUCCAUCCAAUUUCUUUCUUUUCUUCCGAGCUUUCUUUUUGUAAGGGACUUGUGCCCAUUCUCAUUCUUUUCUUUGAUUUUUUAGGUAUAUGGAGGAUAUAUAUAUAUAGUUAUAUACUGUAAAUUUAAUUGAUAAUUAAUGUGUGUUUGUUGUACUGAUGAGGACAAUGGCUGAAAUGUUUGAAUUUUUAUUUUGUAUAAUCAUAAUUAAAGCUUAACAUAUAUUGUUUUAUUUACAAAAUUGUUGGUGUCUCAAUUUACUCUAGAAGAAAAUUUAGUGCUCAGCUUAGUGCUGGGGUACAUUUAAAUCUAAUUAACUUUGGCGGUUCUUAGAUUUAACUUUUCCAUGUAGUUAAUGUUUCAAGACACAGCAAGAAAAAGCAUAGCCACCAGCAUAAUGCAGAUCCAUAAUGAAUGAUAUGUACAAUAACUUAAAAUAGAUGUAUUUAAAUUUAGAGAAAACAAAAUUUAAAGUCUUAGUGGGUAAGCUAGUCAGGGUGUUGUUUUUACAAUCCUCAUGUUAAAAGAUGUUCAGAAAAGCUUUGCAGUGAAAAACUAAGUUUUUUGUUUAAUUCCAAUAGGUUACUAUCCACAGCAAGGGUACUAUCCUCAACCAUCUCCUAAUCCAGGUAAGAAAUAAAUACAUAGCAAACGAUCACAUGUGGCCAUUAAUAAACAUUGAAAUAAUUUUUCCCAUGAGUGCAAAGACGUACAUUUUUUAAACAUUUUGAAGACUCAAUCUUAAUUAUUCUAAUUUUGUCACAAAGCAAAAUAUUGCAUUACUUUAUCAUUUUAUGAUUAAGUUAUUGCAUUGAAGUAUAAUAUGAUUUGAUGUAUUGAUUCUUACAUCCCACCAGGCUAUCCCCAACAACAGAACUAUCAGCAACCUCCUGGUAAGUAACUGAUAUUAAAUUUGAACCUUUUGUAAUUUCAAUUAGGAAGAAAACUUAUCUGAAGGCCAUGUUGUAGAAAGUUACAAAAUUUAAUGUCAUAAAAAAAUAGGAAUUCCUAACUGCUCAUAAGAAACUGUAUAUCAGUGGUUACGCUCCUAAUCAAGGAACACAUUUCUCAGCUUUGGUGGAAUUGAGGGUUGAGUAAUGAAAUUUUAUUGGUUAAAUAUUUAAUUGUUUGAUGAUUUCACCACUAUUGCCGCCCUGUUUUAUUCCACAUUUUUUUUCUUUGAUCAUCACAACAAUUUACAGUGUUCACUUGGUUCUUGUUGAUGAUCUGCCUGAAAACAAUUAGGGAAAUACAAAACCAAUGAAAAUUGAGUCAAUUAUUUCCAUAUGAAUCAAUGUAAAUCCAAUUAAUUUGUUACAAAAUACAUACCAAAAAUAUAUUUUAAAAAUACUAAAUUUAGUGUUAAAUACUUGAAAAAAUAAAUAAAUAAAUUUAAAAUAAGUAAAAUGAAUAUAAAAGACUAAUGUAUAUAGAAUAAAAAAUGACUAAAAAUAUUUGACAAGGAAAAAAAGAACUCAUUAGUGUCAUUAUUGUACAUGUUUAUCCCAAGAGGACUGAUGACAUUAAGCACUUAACACUGGUUGAUGCAUAAACAAGGAUUACUUCCAAUUCUUUCCCUAUUAAAGGUAUAUACCAUGUAAUGCAAAUUGCAAUCACAUUCCAAAAAAAAAAUUAAAAAAAAAAUGUUUACUAGGUGUAAAAAAAAAAUGACCUUGUCUUUUGAGCUUUUCUGAUUACUGUUACUUUUUUUUUAGUGUAUAACUGACAGACGGACAUUAAAGAUACUUUGCAUAACGAUUGUAAAUUUUUCUUCUUUUUUUCAUUUUUAUUUUGUUUUUUUUGGUAUGAUUCUGUUGAUUUUCUGUUGCAUAUUUUUGUUUUUCAUCUGUUCAAUCAUCAAGUGCGAUCACCCUACGGAUAUCCUAUGGCACCCAAUCAGUACAUCCCACCAGGUAUACACGCAGGAGCUACCCUUGCAUUUGCUUAGACAUUAUGAGAUCUCGCUUUAUGUUUAUUUCUAACUCAUUCAGUUUGUUAGAAACUGUUGCUUUUAUAUUAGAAUGCCAGGCAUAAUAUUUUUUGUCCAGUCUGAGUUUAGAAGCUUUGCACAUUGACUGACUAUUUAUAGUGGGCUUAUCUUAAAGUGAAGUUUACAACAAACUCUGUGAGACCGUGAGGCCUUUGUGGGAAUCAAGUGUCCACAGAACAGCAUUUGAAAACAGAUGAAUUAAGAGUUUUUUAUGAAUCUCGGAUGAAAUUAUUACAACUGAUUGCCAUGUGUGUUUUUUCGAGGAAAUGAUAGAAACUGAUUUGAUGUAUUAUGCCAAAACCUUCAAGUAACACCAAACUCAAUCACUAUGGAAUAACUGUUAUAAAUUUGACUAAAUAUUCAUGUAAAAUUUUUACUGGAGCAUUGAAUUUGCAGACUUGGUUUAUGUAUAUACUUACAAUUUUUUGUUUUGUUUUCAAAGGUUGUAGAGCGAGUAUCCCGCACAAAAAUUUUGUUCUGGUUCUAACAAUGGACUAAAAAAAGAAGAGUUUAAAAAUAAUGUCACAAAUAUUCUAAAGACAGAAUGUAAAUAUUUGUAUAGAAUAGUCACAAAAUUUUUUUUUAAAUGUAAAUUUUUUCAGUACUAAUGUUAAUAGUAGUGAACUCUCAAAUUAAAUACCAAGCCAUUGAUUUUUCUUUCAGUCAUCUCUCAGGGGGUGGGAGUACUACCCCCAGAGCAAGUCAAGUGACCCCAUCCCGGGGAAAAAUGUGUUAAAUAAAUAAUGCAAAUUUAUAAUUUAAAAAAAAAAAAACAAGGAAAUUUAAAGAGAAGUAUAUGGUUCCUUUCGAUAAAAAUUAGUGAAAUAAUGGGACCAAUGAAACUCUAACACCCAAUAUUUUUGCCUAUUAUUCACCUUAGGCCUAUAUAUUUUAUUAUCUUUUACAACACUGCACCCCCAUUUUAAAAUUACAAUAUGCAGAAAAUUGCAUCCUUUACAUGGACAAUAUGAAAUUUAACUACCGGUACUAAAAGCCUAUAUGAAAAUAUUUUGAUCUAGUUAUUGUAUCAAACAUUGGUCAUUUGUGUUCAAUUUCUGUCUCUUCACCAAAUGAGAUCAAUUUUUAAUGUAGGGCAGGUUUUUAACUGCUUAAUGUCAUCAACUUUUAAAAUGUAGUUGUCACCAGUAGUAUAAUUCUUCGACAUUCAUAUAAAAUAUAUAAAAAUUGAAUUAGACCUUUUCUACAAACUAGUACUUUUUCUCUUUGUGACUUUGUGCAUCUGGUAAGAGUUGCACAUAUUUGGGAAGGAUAAUUAUUAUAUUUGCCUUUAUGUGUGAUGUUUUAAAAACAUUGCAUUUAUUUAUGAUGUAGUUUAACAAAAUAAAUAGUUUAAAUAAAAAUGUAACAUUAACAUUACUAUUUAGUAGCAACUUAAAAUAUAGUAUUUGUAAGAAUACAACAAGAUCAUGUGACGCAUAAAUUUUGAUGCUCUCCAAUUGAUUAUAGAUUGGUCCAAAUUUAAAUUCAAUUAUCUACACAAAUACAAUAGAACCUGGUUAUUUCAAUGGCCUCGGGGUUUGCCAAAAAGUGGCAAGAUAACCGAUGAUCGAGAUAAAUAAAGACCAAUAUGGGGGCAAUAUAUUAACAUGUGCUUGAAAUUUUGUUAUAAAUACAAUGUGCGUUUAUAUAUGAGAUUUACAUGCACGUGUCUUUGGAGUUUUUUUUUUUACACAACAGCGUUAUCGCAAUUUGUUUGAUGAAGCGAUCGGCAUGCUAUAAAAAUGUACAUGCAUGUUUGCUAACAACACAAGGCACAUGUGUGGUGCCACUUUUCCGGAUCGAGAUAACUGAGGUUAAGUGGCAAUUUUGGCUGCCUUUUGUGCUCGAGAUAUCAGGGCUCUGCAUCUUGUUUAGGUCCCCUGUUCUUAUAUUCUUUACUAAGAUCUGAUCACUGGAACUGGAUAUGAUGGUGAAGGCUGCAGAUCACAGUUCUAACAAAAUUUGUACCCAGUGCCCACCAUCAAAGUAAAUCAAUGAAAUUGCUAAAUUUUUCAUGACAGACUUGCAUCGCUACAAUAGUUUGAAAAUAAUUUUACUUAAUGCCACAAUUGCAUUAAAAAAAAUAUUUAAACUCAAACUGUGAUGCCAUUGUUGUAAUGACAACUUCUGGCAACUUAAGGGGUGUAAUUCGUUUCCCCCAAUAACUACCCAAGGAGCUGAAAUUUCAAUAAUUCUGUAAAAUUUAGAAUUUUUUUUUUAAUGAACGAAAGAUGAUUGUCAAUGUAGGUUAAUAAACACACCCAGUCCUGAUUCAUGACCAAGUUUUAUACUGGGAGGAAGUAAAAAUGGGAUAGCCAUAAAUCAAAUGCAUGUUUUAAUGUAAUUUAAAUAAUAUUAAGAUAAGAUAAGAUUCUUUUAUUGAUCCAAAUAAAUGGAAAAGUUUUUUCAUUGCAUUAUACAUUUUCAGCUAAAAAAUAAAACAAUUUGAACACAAGACAUUUAUUAUAAAUUAUUUCAAACAGCCAUUCAGUGAGUGCUCUUAGCAAAAUCGGCGACUUAUUAGAUCUUAUUCAGAUGUGUGACUUCAGAGGAAGCAUUCCGGUAAAUUCGUACAGAUUGGGGAACAAAAGAAUUUUUAUAUCUGUCAGUCUUCGCCCUGAUAGAAAGAAUUCGUCCCGAACGGCCCGAUCCUAAGUAUCUGUGAUGAAGAGGGUGGGAUGUAUCAUCCAAAAUGUGUUUAGUUUUACAAAAACAUCUUUCUUCAAAUAGUUCUUCAAGUAAAGGAUGUUUAGUUUGUGUUAUGUUCCUAGCUUUCUUGAUUAGUUGGUUUAUGCGGUGUUUAAUAUCAGAAGUUGAAUUCCCACACAAAUUAUAUUUGUAUGAGAAUAAUAAUAAUUAAAGUUGACCUGCCUGUAUCCCAGGUGUAGCCAGCACUUGAAGCCUGCUGCAUUUCACAUUUCUUUUGAUUAACUCGGUGUUGGUGAAAGACUAACUCAUGCUCACUAACCACUGCAUUAAAUUAUCUGCCACAGUUAAUGUAUUGUUACUUGGUAUAAUAAAUGGUAAUAUUUUAUUUAAUUGACAAAUGGAAAAGUUGUUAAUCCAGUGCACUCUGCUCAGUCAUAAUGUUGAAUGAAUCACAAAAAUUUUCAUCUAUUAGUAGCACCAGAAAAGAAUAUGAACUUAUAAGUUGUCCGCUGAAAAUGGAUUCUCAAGAAAAACUGGAAUGGGGUUUUCAAUAAUUCCAUUUAAACUAUCAUGAUCUCUGAUGCUAAUAUCUUAUGUUUCGGAAAGUUUGAUUUUCUUUUAUUACUUUUAUUACACUCUGUGUUGUAUUUAUUUUCAAACAGCAUUGGUUUGAGCAUUCUGAAGUCUGUGUCAAUCAGUGCAGAGAUCGCUCUUUGUUCUCUCUACUGAAUGUCUUAGAGUCACUUCACUAAACUUUAAUUUUUUUUUCUGCUGCCUUCAGGAGGUUACCAUCAGCCACAACAAGGAUAUGGCUACCAGCCCCAAGCUGUGUACCAACAGCAGCCAGUGGUUUAUCAGCAGCACAGAAAGAAGGGAGGAAUUUUGGGUAGCAAUACUGGAAAAAUGGUGGCAGGUGAGUUUUAAACAAGUAUUCACAAAACUCAAUGUUUAAAAAUAAUGUUCACAUUGUCUUAAAUUAAUUAAAUGUGUACCACUGAUCUAAUCAUCUGAUGGUUUCACUGCACACAAAUGAAUAGAUUGGAUUAAAUAAAACUGGCUGUAAUAUUCUUACAUAUACUUUAGUUUUUUACAACUCUUAGACCGCCUUAAAUAAGUUAAAUUUAAUCUGCCUGGGCUCUUUCAUUAUUUAAAAACUACUUCUUCUAUAUAUUAAGGGCCCACGAUCAAUGUAUUGAUCAGAACUAUCAAAUUCAGAAUCUUUAUCAUCAUUCUUUCUUCCCUCAUUCACUUCCCCACCAUAAUUCCUAUUUCAGGUAUGCCUUAAUCAUUUCCUUUAUUUAAACAUAUUCUUUUAUGAUGGAUCUCCUCUAUUAUUUAAAUGUAACUUAAGUUACAUAGUUUCUGUUGUCAAUAAAUACAGCUCUAUGUAUAUAAAAUUUGUUUGAAAAGGUGUCGCAGGAGGAGCACUGCUUGGGUAUGGAGCUUCACGGAUGCUAGGAGGAGGCUGGGGAUUAGGACGAUGGGGCAGCUGGAGUUCUCUGAGCUCCAUGGGGAGCUUUGGCAGCUGCGGAAGUUUUGGCAGUUUCGGAAGUUUUGAUUGAGUUGCUGUGAUACUUUUUUUAUAUCUGGCCUUUUGAUGUGUCGAGUAAAGAGAAACUGUUGUUCAUUAGUAAACUGUUACUCUUAUUCAUGUUUAAUGUUGAUGGAUUUAAUUGUAAUUAAAUGUAUGUUAAAAUAUGCAUAAUCCAUACACUGACAGGAGCCCCAAGUAACUAAUGUUUAAUGAUGGAACAGUUUAGAUAACAAUCAAAUGAAAUAAGGGUUCAAGCCAUAAAAUAAAGAUUUUCUUACAAGGACAUUUGUUAGCAAUUAAUUGACUUAUGGGAAAAUAUAUAAUUAAAUCAGCAUUCUGUACUUAUAUAUUUUGAAUCAUUUUCAAAAUAAAAUCAAUAAUUAUUUUUGUUUUGGAAAUACAAUUAGAAAUGUAAAUAUAUAAGGUAAGGUAAUAUUCUUAUUGAUCAAUAAAUGGAAAUGUUUUUUGAUCAUAUUGUUUGUGCUUUUUCUUUUUUAGCACAAAAUAAAUACAUAUUUUAACCAAGACUACAUUUUACAAUUAUAACAAUUUGAACACAAGACUCUAAAGUAUUUCUCUAACAUAGAAAUCAGCCAUCAGUUAACUCCUAUAUUUACAAUAAUGACUUAAUAAGUGAUUGUUUAGAUUUGGUAACGGAAUGGAGAGCAUGCUGGUAAAUUUGUACGGACUAUGGAACAAAAUAAUUUUUAUAUCUUUCAGUCCUAACUUCUAAAAGAUAGAUUUCACCCUGAUCUAGCUGAUCUUAGGUAUUUGUGAUGAAGAGAUUUUGAUGUAUCAUCCAAAUUUUUAAACAGUUUUACAACAGCAUUUCUCUUCAAAUAGUUCUUCAUGUGAAUUUUGUUUAGUUUGAGUGGAUAUUACUAACUUUCUUUAUCAGUCUAUUUAGUGGGUGUUUGAUGUCAUAUGAUGGAUUCACACACCAGCAGGUAAUGAUGAAGUUUAGUAUUGUUCCAAGUGUUGGACCGUAGAAUAAGUUAAUAAAUUGUUAGUUUACACUGAAAUUGUACAAUGUUUUUAGACAGAAAAGUCUUUGGUUGACUAUUUUUUAUACAGAAUUUGGCUGUGUUCGUGCCAUGUCAAACUUAUUAUUAAUGGUGCUGGGUGGUAGAAUGGUUUAAACUGAGGCAAUGCCAAGCUUGUGGACUAGAGUUCAUUCCUCAGCCUAGAAAAUCAAAAAAGGCAAACUCUGAAAUUAAACCCGGAGAUGGGGUCCCGUAAGUGCUAUGAUGUUGACACGGUUAAAUUCUGACAACUCCUGCAAUGUGGAAUGCAAAAGAGCCUAGUGAGACUCAAGAAACACUGCUGGUCAUCCACUGCAUCCUGGUCUAGUCAUCUUGAUUUUAAGUCCAGCCAUUGGAACAACUAGGCACGGAUGAGAGAGUGAGGCUGAUGAAUUGAGUAACUCUCCCUUACUUUAAAACAAAAUACAGCUCAAGUCAAGGCUGCUACUCAAGUCAAGUCUACUACUCAAGUCAAAGCCUUGGUCAUCUUCGCACUUAAAGUACAAACAUUAAAAAAAAAUAAUGGUGACACUAAGUCUCAUUACUGUGAAUAUUUAUUGAGAAAUCUGUGAUUGGGAGAUUUUCCCUUCUGGAAAUGGACUAUAAUUUCUUUAGUUUUUGAGACAUUCAAGUGAAGAAAAUUGUCAUCGCACCAACUGAUAAAGCUUGUAUCUAAGUUGCGGUAAAAGCUUUCCCCUUCACAUAUUAAGCCAAUGAUGGUGAUAUCAUCAGCAAAUUUAAUGAUUGGAACAGACUUGCUUGGUAUAUGUUGUAUAGAGGACAGGGGUGAACGCAAUCUUGUGGAGUUCCGUUACGUAUUUCUUUAGUUAAUGAUAUUUGUUCAUUCACCUUGACAUAUUGUGGCCGAUUUGUUAAAAAGUUCAGUAUCCACGCUUGAAUAUUUGAAUUUAAACCUAACGAAGUAAGCUUUUGAAUCAUUAGAUGUGGUUGGAUAUCGUUACAUGUUUAUGUAAAUUGAUUUCCAAUCUCACAGACUAAACCUAAAAUUCAAAUUGCUUACUCCCCAAGAUGGGAAAUACUUCUUUAAUUAUUUGUUGUAAUUUUUAAAUAUAAAAAAAAAAAAAACUUAAAUGAUUGUUUGCAGGGUUUAUUAUAUUAGUAAGCAUUUAAAAUUGAAAUUUCAGCUUUUAUAACAAAUGCCAGAAUCUAACAUAUUGAAGAACAACUAUUAUCUCCACAUUGCUUUGUAUUAAUAACUGUUUGAAUAGCUUAUGAUAGUAUUAGAUGAUUCAAAUUUUUUUUUAUUUCAAUUAUUGAUAGAAUUCAAAUUCAAGUUUGUUUUUUCUUGAAUAACUUGUCAUUUCAUCAUUGCAUUAAUCUGUACAUCUUUAUGUUUGCUUGAUUCUUUUUCAAGCCAACACAUUAUUUUACUCCUUAUGGUCUACUUGUCUUGUGUUGCCCAAAAGUAAAAAAAAAUGGCAAACAAUGGCUUUGCAUAAAAGGGGAUAAAAUUGAUGAAUAAAUAAGUCUUAAUAAAUUAUAAAAAGGUCUAAAUUUUGGAAUGUUGUGAAAGUUUUAUAAAGGUGAUAAACCCAAAAGUGCACCUGUUAUACAGAAACUGAUCACUAGAGUUGGAACCAAUUUUUUACAACAUGGACUUUUGUUUUACAUUUGUUGUGAAUUAUUUUGAUUCUAAAUUUGUAAUGUUCUGGCCAUUAAUGUACUAUUCUGACUCAGUCCUGUAAAGUAUUAUUACACAAGUCCCAAUAAGGAUGAGCUCAUCAAAUUGACAACAGAAUAUAUUUUAUUGAUCUUUUUUGUAUGAGUUUAUGUUUGUUUAAAUCUUAUCUAGCCUCUUGAUUAAGAUUAGUAAGAACUAUCGUCAUGAUUUAUUUCACAUAAGCAAUAAGUCCCCUAAUGGUUACACCUCCUUUGUUUCCUUGGAGUCAUAGCUUAUUAUUGUAAUAGCUGUUAUUUAUUUGUUUUAUCCCAUUUUUCUUGUUAGGAAAUUAGUCUUUUUAGAGCAUUUAAUAUGUUCCAAAAUAUGUAUUUUUAAAGUUUUCUUCAUGUUGUGAUAAUUUAUUGAAAAUUGUAUUCUUAAAGAUCUGAAGAGACACCCAUAUAUAUAUAUAUAUAUGGCCCUUUCUAUUACUUUAAACCAUACCUCUGAUAAAUUAUGUUAAACAAUUAAUUAUUGACUGGAAGUAAGUUGAGAAAAACAGAAAUGUUUUAACCUUUCAGAAACAGAGAGCAACAUUGGGAUCUUCAAACACACAUUUUUAAUUUCUAAUUAUUUGUUAUUUCUUGUUGUGUCUUGUUUGCUGAAGAAGGCAUUUAGCUGAAACUAUUUUUCACUAUUUAUUUAUAUUUUCCAAAUAUAUAUUCAUAUUGGUGCCAGAUUUCAUAAAUAUGCCUAGUCUUGAAACAUUUUUUUUUUUUUUUACUAUACCUCGUUCAGUCAUGGUUCAUUUAUUUUUUAUUUGCAAUAAUUAUAUUUUAAUAUCAUUUGUCCAAUUUUAAAUUGAAUAGGUCCUAUACUUUGGAUGUAGAUAUUUUCUUGCUAUGCUUGAACUUGAAUGUAAAUGUAUUUUUUUAUUAAAUUAAUGUAGACAAGACGUCAGCAUCCAUACCAAAACUGUGUUUUUAUUUAAUCAAACAUUUAUCACUGCUUAACUUUAUUUUUCAUCUAACACCUGUAUUCAUGUUUACACUUUUAUAAGUGAAAAAUGAGUUAAUCAAGUUCAAGCUUAUGUGUGUCAAAAAAUAAUUAAUUUGAAAAGGUGUGUAAUUUAAAAAAAGAAUUCUUAAUAAAUAAAUCUAUGCAGUUAAGCAAAUCAACUCUGACAUUAAAAAUAAACAAAGGAUUGCAGUAAGCUAAUUUAAAAAGCAAUUUAUCAAUUCUGAAGGAUCUCCUUUUUUUUUUAAAAAAACAGGAGUUUUUUCAUACAGGAGUGAAUUCAUACCACACAUAAUUCAAUCUUGUAUUGGUGUAAUGAACUGCAUGGUGUAAAGGUUUGAUAAACUUGUCAUUAUUUCCUAAGGUCUAAAUAAACUCUACUGGCAACUAUAUGGAUGGUUUUUGUGAUUGUUGCUACAGCAUUGUUGGAUCUACAGAGGAUUGACAUUAAAGAAGGGCUGUGGAGAUAAGUUGUUAAAUUUUUAAAACUGAAGUCAGAUAGUAAUUAAUACUCAACAUUUUUACAUAUUAUAUUUUGCUUUUAUUUUAUCACAUUCACCUUCAUUUUAGUAUUAUGUAAAUAUUUAUUCAAUAAAUGUAAUCCCUAGU